Messenger RNA from Dunckerocampus dactyliophorus (ringed pipefish), 1614 nucleotides. RefSeq names its product tripartite motif containing 35-13 (gene trim35-13). Gene Ontology annotation, molecular function: protein binding; zinc ion binding. The coding region runs from base 177 to 1391 and encodes 404 amino acids. The record is from RefSeq and is a predicted model, not a curated record. The transcript is spliced from 6 exons. NCBI's taxonomy places the organism in Eukaryota, Metazoa, Chordata, Actinopteri, Syngnathiformes, Syngnathidae.
UCCGAUGUUUUCCUGUCCUGCUCAUGGCUGCAUGACAUGCUCACCUACUCGGUGACCUCUUCCCGUCCGCUUAAUAGUGUCCACAUUGGCUCACGAGCGGACGCACAUUUCUGCAAAGGCUGCCCAAGAGACAGCUGGGUAGGCCCCACAACGGCCCGGUUUCCUUUCUUACCUCCAUGGAUCAAAUGGUGCUGGAGCGGGCCCGUGAGGCCUUCGUGACGGACGACAGGGGCAAGAGAGACCCCGAGGCUUGCGCCGAACACGGGGAGAAGGUCACACUCUUCUGCUUAGAAGACCUCGAGCCCAUUUGUGGAAUGUGUGGGAAGGGCGCAGCCCACAGAGGACAUAGGCUCUAUCCUAUUGGAGAAGGUGCUCAUGACUGUAAGGAGGAGCUGAAGGGUGCCCUGCGGCCUUUGAAGGAGAAGCUGCAGCUGUACAAGACAGCCAAAAUGGUGUGCGAAGACAUGGUCGAGCAUGUCAAGUGCCAGGCAGAACACACAGAGACUCAGAUCAAGGCGGAAUUCGAGGCCCUCCACCGCUUCCUGCAGGAGCAGGAGGCGGCCAGGCUCUCCGCCCUGAAGGCCGAGGAGGCUCAGAAGAACCUGAUGAUCCAGCAGAGCAUCGAGGAGAUGAACGAGGAGAUGGCGUCGCUCUCCAAUGUGAUCCGCUUGGUGGAACAGGAGAUGCAAACAAAAGACAUCCCGUUUCUUAAGAAUUACAAGGAAAUCAUCAGGAGAACCUGGGUCAGUUCCUUCGAGCCACAAACGCUUUCUGGUGCUCUGAUUGAUGUGGCGAAGCAUCUUGGAACGCUCAAAUAUCAAGUGUGGGAGAAGAUGCAGAAAAUAGUGAAAUACAGUCCAGUCGUCAUGGAUCCCAACACGGCAGCCAACUGCUUCAUCCUGUCAGAGGACCUGACAGUGGUUCAAAACUCCACGCAGAACUUCAAGCUUCCAAACAACCUGGAGCGCUUCGACGUCAGCGCGGAGAUGCUGGCUGCUGAGGGUUACUCUUCCGGGCGCCACAGCUGGAGUGUGGAGGUGAAGGACAACACCUACUGGGUGGUGGGCGUGGCAAGCGAGUCCAUCAACAGAAAGGGCAAGCAUGUGUUGACGCCCGCCGAGGGUUUCUGGACGAUACGCUUCCGCAAUGGCGAGCACAAAGCCUGCACGGCGCCUUGGGAGCCGCUCAACAUGACAAGCAAGCCGGACGUGAUCAGGGUGCUUUUGGACAUGGACCGAGGCAAGGUGACCUUUUAUGACCCCGCGGAGAGAGUGCCACUGUACACUUUCACUGAUGUCAUUACACCAAAAGCCUUUCCUUACUUUUGCACGGCCUGCAAGGAGCAUCCGCUGAAAAUCCUGCCGGCAAAAAUAACUCUUUUAACGGACUGAAUCCACUGAAAGUUGAAAGGUGAUGGAGAAUUGUUCUGAAGCGAGGGACAGGUACGGGAAUAAAGUGGAACGAAUGCACCAGCCUUGGAGUUUUAUUGACAUACAGUAGAUCAGCUGUUGUUGUUUCCCAAGUACAACUUCAGGAACAUUUUGCUUGACAAGUACCACUGUUUUUGCUGCCUCUGCUUACCAUCAAUUACCAUGAGCGGCCUACUCUUCUCAU